GUCCAAACUCCGACUCUCCGGUUCAAACAUUGCUUAUAUUAAUGGCAUACUAGUCCCUCCCUUAUUUUCCUUGUUCAUGUUUUUCUCUUAUCUUCUCUUAUUUUCUCUCUCUUCGAGCAUCACAUCAUCUUCGCCCGUAGUUGCAAGAACCGUCUCUACGUCCACCGUCUCAGUCGAUACAGAACCGAAUCGCCGAUAUUCCGGUUAAUGGACGCCAAAUCUAGCUGUGAUUGCUGAUAUAUGUUGAAAUUUUGGGGUUUGAAUUGGUUGGAAUUCGAACACGGGAAAUAAAGGUGUAGGCUAGAGGAUAAUGUGUAUACUGUGUGUGAUUCAGAAGUGGUCUCGAAGGGUUGCUACCAUGCUUCCAUGGUUAGUAAUUCCACUGAUUGGAUUAUGGGCUUUGUCUCAGCUAUUGCCGCCGGCAUUUCGGUUUGAAAUCACAUCGCCAAGGCUGGCUUGCGUUUUUGUGUUGUUGGUUACGUUGUUUUGGUAUGAAAUUUUGAUGCCGCAAUUGUCGGCUUGGCGGGUUAGAAGGAAUGCUCGAUUGAGGGAGAGGAAGAGGUUUGAGGCGAUUGAAAUGCAGAAGUUGAGGAAAACAGCAACACGGAGGUGCCGGAAUUGUUUGACUCCGUAUCGGGAUCAGAAUCCUGGCGGGGGGAAGUUUAUGUGUUCAUAUUGUGGCCAUAUUUCAAAGAGGCCAGUUUUGGACUUGCCUGUGCCGUCAGGAUUGGGGUUUUCCAAUUCUGGGAUUUUUAAGGGUUUGGUGGGGAAAGGUGGGAAGUUAUUGAAUGGGAAGGCUUGGUCUGAUAAUGGUUGGAAUUGUGGGCAAGAUUGGUUAGAGAAUGGGAAUUGGGUUGGCGGGUCUUUUGCUGGGAAGUCUAGUUAUUGGCAGAAGAAUGGGGGCGGAUUUUUUAGUGGGGACGAUCAUUGUUUAACUGAGAAAUCAUAUUCUCGCAUUGUUAUGUUUGCUUGCAAGGUGUUGAUGGCUUUUUUUCAGGGUAUUAUCUGGGUUUGGAGAAAGAUUUUUAGAGUUAGAUCUUCGAGAGUUGAUAGUUUGACUGAUGCCGAGCGCAGAGAUUUGUUGGAUAAGAGAGGUGAGAAUGAGGCAAAUUAUCAUGAGAGUAGAGGAGAGAAAGCUCGCAGAAAAGCUGAAGAGAAGAGACAGGCUAGGUUAGAGAAAGAGAUACUAGAGGAAGAGGAGAGAAAGCAGAGGGAGGAGGUAGCAAAGUUAGUGGAAGAGCGUAGGAGACUGAGGGAUCAGAAGAUGGAGGCAGAGAAAGAGCGAGGAAAAAGGUCUCCAACUGUCAGGGAAAAAGAAAAUAAAAAGGAAGCAGAAAAGAAGCAUCAAGAAAGAAAGAAGGAAAGAGACAGGGGAUCUAGUAAAAGCAAUUCUGAUGCAGAGGAACUGGAAAAGAAACCAAGUAAGGGUAAUGAUCCAAAUAGGAACAGUGAGACAGAUCGACGUGAAUAUCACAGAACCGGGACAGAAAGUUUUAGAUCUCAUGGCACAGACACAGGAAAUGGGUUUAAGGGUACUAACACAAACAAUCAUAACCGUGGCAAUGCUGGAACUAGAUAUCUGGAUCGUAUGAGGGGUACCUUUUUGUCUUCUUCUAGAGCAUUUCCUGGAAGUAGUUUCUUUGGGAAGGGUGCUAAUACUUCGGCUACUGUCUCAAGAGAACACAGAUCUAAUGGCUCGACUGAUCAUGUCCAAAUAUCUGCCAACAAGAGAGAAGUAUCUCAGCUUGAGCGUGUAACUGGGAAAUCAAACACAAAUGGAGAUGAUAAGAACAUCUCCCAUCCUGUGCUCAUUGAACCUCAACCGUGUACAGCCCCCAAAAAAUCAUGGCAUCAAUUAUUUACUCGUUCAUCAACCGUAACUCAACCCCCUAAUGUAAAUGUCAUAAGUAGACCAAAUGGGAAGUCCCAGGCAGAAGUUCAAAGCCCCCCUUUUCCUGGUCGCCCACCAUCAGCACAAACAUACGAUAACCCUAUCAGUUUUGGACUGCCGUCGCCAUUUACUAUAUCUACUUUUCCAUAUGGUUCAACAAGCGUUAGUGCAGGUCUUCCAUUAGCAUCUGAAGCCAUGUUUCCUCGAAUUGGAGAAAUGCCUCGUCAAUUCCUACCAGAAGAGUCAGAAAUUUUUGAAGAUCCGUGUUAUGUUCCAGACCCAAAAUCCUUACUUGGGCCUGUUUCGGAGUCACUUGAGAAUUUCCAGCUAGACCUUGGCUUCAUAACUGACACGAGGUUGGAAAAGCCUCAUACCUUAAAGAAUAUACAUGCACCUUCUGAAGUCAGCAGGCCAUCACCAAUUGAGUCUCCAAUGUCACGAUUGCGAGGUUCUGAGGAACGACAUGCUAGUUCUUUUCUUUUUCCAAGUUCUCCGAAUCCUCAAGACAUGCACAAUUUGUCGAUGGAUGAUUCACGUAAUGCAAACGAGAAGGGAAUGUGGCAGAUGUGGAAUAGUUCUCCUCUUGUUCAGGAUGGUCUUGGUUUGGUAGGUGGCCCAGCUAGCUGGACUUUACCAGUGGAAAUGAACAAAUUAAAUAAGGAAGAUAUUGUGCAUCCUGCACCCCAGAAAACUAUGGCUUCACUGUUUAAAAAAGAUGAUCACAUGCUUUCUGGCAUGCAUUCUCCUCAGAAGGCUGUUAUUGGCAAUAGGCAGAAUGGUGGGACAUUUAGUACUGUGCCUGGUCCUACUAGUGAUACAUGGUUACCAAGACCUUUAUUUGGGCCGAUGUCUGGUGGCGAUAACCAUCUUUCUAUUAUCUCUCAGGAAGAAACUCCUCAGAGUGAAUUGAUUUAUGGGAGUCCGCAUGGAUCUGCUUUGAACCAUCCAUUUGAGUCGAAUUCUUGGGCCAGGUAG
Molecule: messenger RNA, 2866 nt
Organism: Ilex paraguariensis (yerba mate)
Lineage: Eukaryota; Viridiplantae; Streptophyta; Magnoliopsida; Aquifoliales; Aquifoliaceae
Source: the annotation of a GenBank genome assembly